UCUUGCUCUGGGCCCGCUGCAAGGACGUAGAGGAAGGUGCGGCUGUGUAGACUUUCCUGUGAGCGGGGCCUUAGCUGAGGACGGCGUACGCAGCGGGGUGAGGAGCCGCCCUGGGACAGCCGGUCGCCUGCCCACUUGAAGGCUGCACUUCUUUGGAAUGAAGGAUGGCAGCACGCCGUGCAUUAAAAGCUGUUUUGGUAGAUCUCAAUGGCACACUUCACAUUGAAGAUGCAGCUGUGCCAGGCGCACAGGAAGCUCUUAAAAGAUUACGUGGUGCUUCUUUAAUGGUUAGGUUUGUUACCAAUACAACCAAAGAGAGCAAGCAGGAUCUGUUGGAAAGGUUGAAAAAGUUGGAGUUUGAUAUCUCUGAAGAUGAAAUAUUCACUUCUUUGACCGCAGCCAGAAACUUAGUAGAGCAGAAACAAGUCCGGCCCAUGCUGCUAGUUGAUGAUCGGGCACUGCCUGACUUCAAAGGGCUGCAAACAAAUGAUCCUAAUGCUGUGAUCAUAGGAUUGGCACCAGAACAUUUUCAUUAUCAAAUUCUGAAUCAGGCAUUCCGGUUACUCCUGGACGGGGCGCCUCUGAUAGCAAUCCACAAAGCCAGGUAUUACAAGAGAAAAGAUGGCUUAGCCCUGGGGCCUGGACCCUUUGUGGCUGCUUUAGAGUAUGCCACUGACACCAAAGCCACAGUAGUGGGGAAGCCGGAAAAAACCUUCUUUUUAGAAGCGUUGCGAGGCACUGGCUACGAGCCGGAGGAGGCCAUCAUGAUAGGAGACGACUGCAGGGAUGAUGUUGGUGGGGCUCAGGAUAUUGGCAUGUUGGGCAUCUUGGUAAAAACUGGGAAAUACCGAGCAGCAGAUGAAGAAAAAAUUAAUCCACCUCCUUAUUUAACUUGUGAGAGUUUCACUCAUGCUGUGGAACACAUUCUGCAACACCUACUGUGACCCGCUGCAUGACUCGGAAGCAGCUUGAAACGCAGCUUCUCGUGGCCUGGAAUGAAUCCCCCACCACCUCAGCACCACGUGGACAGACAAACCACUCAGCUCUGAUCACGGUUGAAUCCGUUGCAUUAAUUAGGAAGAAGGGUAUUGAAUUGCAGCCACUAAGCUUUGCUAAUCCCUUUUGUUUUAUUUUUUUAAAAGAAGAUGAGACCCAAAGAAAGGGAAAACUGAGAUUUUUAUGCCAUUCCUUUUAAAAUAUUCAUUAGGACAGGCAGGGCUGGGAGGCAGAGACUGCUGUGGGGAGUCAUGUUCUCUGCUAGCUCCUCACUAAUAAGGUGGGGGGACUCAGGUGAAUGGUGUUUUUCAAAUUAUAAAGCAGUGCAUUGAAAGGUACAUUAGGCUGUAGUUUUAAUACUGAGUUCAACUGUGAAAUCCAUCAGAAAUGCCAAGUGGAAUCCAAGACAGAAGCAGCAAAGUAAAUUGUCCUGUAGCCCAAGUGAUUGAGUGAAUUUGCUUUAACUGGUGUUGAAACUAGAUUAUCUACUGUGUUAUUCCCAGCACGAGUGACUUCUUUUUCUCUUCAUUAGCUAGAGAUGACUAAUUUAAAUUUAGAACCUGAUUUUAAUUUAAAAUAAUAUUUCCAUUAAUAACCUAUUCAUUGUAGAUACCUAUUAUACUGUGUAACAGUUGUUUUGGAAAUUUUAUGUAAAAUUAAAACUAUCAGUAUUUUACAGAUGUUUUAAUUAGACAUUGUUAUUAACAGGAACAGUGCAGAAACUAAAAUCAAGCCUUUAAUGUCUUAUAGACCAUGCAUUUUUGAAGUUAGUGUCCACUGGGGUCCUAUUAACUGUACAUUUGCAAGAUUUCAUUAUUUUUGCCUCUGACACUUUGGGAAAAAUCUUUUAGAAGCUAUUGGGACAGAUUCAAGCUUUUAUGUACUUGGUUACUACAGCUGUAAAAUGAAAUCUCGUCUUGUAGCAUGGAUUAUUCUUCUCGUGUAAACCCACCAAAAUGAAGGGAACUAAGUAGGUAAUGAUUUUCCUAGUGCAUUUGCAUACUGUGAUCAUCCUAGGCCUUUGCAAUUGUUUUACAGGGCUCUUGGGCAUUGAAUUAUUAGCAUGUAAUUGUACAUCAUUGUAGUGUUCACCUUAUUGAAGCGCACACUGAUGUUAAUGAGCUUCGGGUUUUGAUGCUUGUUUAGAGAUCAACUUGGUCUUGGAUGGGAGGGAGCAAAACUAAAUAAAUGGCAGCUCCUUCUCCUCUUG
Messenger RNA from Condylura cristata (star-nosed mole), 2206 nucleotides. RefSeq names its product haloacid dehalogenase-like hydrolase domain containing 2 (gene HDHD2). Bases 165 to 944 code for a protein of 259 amino acids. The record is from RefSeq and is a predicted model, not a curated record. Gene Ontology annotation, molecular function: phosphatase activity. NCBI's taxonomy places the organism in Eukaryota, Metazoa, Chordata, Mammalia, Eulipotyphla, Talpidae. The transcript has 7 exons. Gene Ontology annotation, biological process: dephosphorylation.